CUUUUUUCCUCAUGUCUGACAUCUUUAUACACACAAUCUCUUUGGCUCUUUCGGUCUGUUGGUUACACGGAACAAGCACCCUGAAUGCAUCAACACGGGCUCCAGCAUUUUAAACCCAACAAGUUACUGACGGGAUGAGUGGGCCAAGAUCAGCUGAGGCGGGUUGGUGCAAUACAUGAUUACUGUACAUUUUUUCUGAGUGCCACACAGAUGCUCUGAUCAGUUUUACUUUCUCUCUCUCUUGGUUUGCUGUUGUGGUCAAGAGCAUGUUGUUUCCGGUGGAAAAAAACGCAACAGAAUCUGCUCUGUUGGGGUUGAGGUGGAGCUGGAGGAGAGGAGGGUGGUUUCCCAAACUUCUGUUUCACACACACGAACACACCCCAUGGAGGAGGAGGAGGGGGGGAGAAGAGGGCGUGAGAGGAUUUCAUUUCCUCCAUCGCUGCUUUUAUUUUCGAGCGCGCAACUCACCCUGUGGAAGCUCAGAGAGCAGAGCAGAGCAGAGCAGGAGAGAACACAACCAGAUCUGCUCCGUUGCACUUGAGAGAGAAGUUUGAUUUAACUCACAGUGAGGUCAUGGCUCUGCCGAGCCUCUGUCUGACAGCCUUCACCGUGCUCCGGCACAUUGAGCCCAUCCUGGUGCUGGAGCAGCUGGGCAGCACCUUCUUCGACACCGGCCUGCAGAUGGUGGUCAAGGACCGGUGCGCCAAUGCCACCUACCCCGACACCCAUCUCUCCAGGGGGGACAGCCAGCAGAAAGCCAUGUCCGACUUCUACAUGAUCUACAACCUCAUCAUCCGCUUCACCCCGAUCCUGCCUUCGAUGCUCCUGGCCUGGCUGAGCGACCGCGGCUGGAGGAGGACCCCGAUCGUGGUGUCCCUGAGCGGGUACCUGGUGUCCAGGCUCGUCCUGCUCCUGGUGGUCCUCUUCGGCCUCCCGCUGGAGGUGAUGUACGGAGCGGCGGUUCUGUUCGGGCUGUCCGGCGGCUACUGCGCCUUCUGGUCCGGCGUGAUGACGCUGGCGUCGCUCGGCUCCACGGCGACGGAGCGCUCCAAGGUGUUGAUGAAGGUGGAGCUGCUGUAUGGGAUGACAGGUCUGGUGGGCAGCCUGGUGUCGGGUCAUCUGUUCCUGCUGUACAGCUCCAGUUUGGGAAACGGGACCAUCCUGCUGUCUGUGAGCACCCUGCUCAACCUGCUUGCCUUCAUACACUCCAUAGUCCUGCUGCAGGUGAAACAAGUAUCUGACCCAGAGCCAGAGCAGGACGCCAACGUCCUUUCUCACGCCUCCAUUGAUGUCACUGUGGAGGCUCCUGCCCGCAUAGACAUGGUGAACGUGGUCCUGCUGUUUGCUGCUGCCGUUCUGUACAGCUCUGCGGUGGGCGGGGCCUUAGAAAUACUGGCCGUCUUUGUGAUGAAAGAGCCACUCAGCUGGACCGCCACUCAGGUGGGUUAUGGGAACGCAGCAGGCUGCAUGAUUUUCCUCACCAGUUUCCUCGGUGUCAUUGCGUUCCGUCGAUGCGUCAGCGACGUGUUGCUCAUCCUGAUCGGCAUGGUGUCGUUCGCCUCUGGAAUUUACUUCUUGUCCUUCGUCACGGCAACUUACCAGUUCUACCUCGCUCGCUCACUCAACCUGUUUGCCCUCAUCCCGUUGCCCACGAUCAGAUCCCUGCUCUCCCAGCAGGUUCCAGCGUCCUCAUGUGGCACCACUCUCACAGCCCUGCAGUUGUCUCUGAAAGUAGGCGGUCUGGCCUACACCCCCGCCUUCACCAAGAUCUAUCAGAGGACCCUGGACUGGUUCCCAGGCUUCGUCUUCAUGCUGUCCAGCAUCUUAACGGUCCUGGCUAUGAUCCCCGUCAGUAUCAUCAGCUGGAGAUCUCCUCGGAGGCGGAACUACGAGAGGAUUCAGGGAGACUGAUGGCGCCCACGUCGUCACCAGCGGUGGCUUUACAUUGAUACGAAGUAGACGGGAACUGAGACUUGAAAUGGGCCAAAGGAGAGCGCUGCCUUUAAUCUCACUUCCUGUAAUGUCUGAACCACAGAAACCUCAGCAGAGCUGGUUUGCCUGAGGUUUUGGUUGUUACAUGUUGGAGGUUUUGUGUUUACAUCAGCAUUUUAUAUAAAACAAACGUUACUUUUUGUAAAAAUGUGUAUUUUAAUUAUGCCUACGCAGAGUUACAGUAUACAUGCACAGGCGUUCUUGCAUGAAAUUUUGACAGCCCAGUUUGACAAAAGGUUGCAAAUUUUUGCCACCAGCCAGUGAAAUUUCUCAAAAGCUCUCAGUACACAUUUCAAAAGGUUUCUCGAAAAAAUGGGGUACAAUGUCUUUUUAGUAUUUUAAUAGACUAUAUAGACUGUUUACACUUGCAGUAUGUUGUCUUUAGACUGUGUUGCUGAAUAAUGAAUUAAUUAACCGGCUAGUAGUGAGCAGUGUUAACAUACCAACUGCUGCCUAACAAAGUAGACUUGGGUAUCAUAGCAACAUUCACUGCAACAUUACGAUAGAGGCACUUUGUAGAAUCUAUGCUGACUUGAGAACUUGCAGGUCAGGGACGGCUGACAGGGGAAAGGAAAAGUCAUUUUAAGAAGACAUUUUGGUGACGUCGACUGUUCUCUUUCACAUAUUUGACCUCUUUUAGGUCCUCACAUUUAAUCUCUUAUGCAGUUUAUCGUGCUCUUUCUGUUCACUUGUCUCUCUGACAAACAAGCAUUUACCUUUUUUGAAAUUGUUCGUUUGGUCAGUUCAUUUUGCAGUUGGUUGUAAAGCACUUGAACUGAUACCAAAUUGAUAUUUUAAUGUUUAGCUUGUUGUUGUGUACUUUGGUUGACAGCCAGAUUACCUGACAGUUUUGGAAAUCAAAUCAGCAUUGUUUUUUGUUUUUUAUUCAUUGCAUAUAUGUAUUAAUACACUUGUUUAUUGACACAUUAACAAGCACUGAUGCAAUUGCAGGUCUGUCAGUUAUUUACAGGUAAUGAAGGAAUAGUUAAUGUUGUUGUAAGGGUUUGAACACAAGGGAAAAUAUUUGCUGUAAGAUAUACACAAGUCUAGUUUUAUAUAUAUCUAUUUAUAUAUGAACAUUAUUGAGGUAUGUUUUGAAGUUUUAAAAUUCAAUUCCACUGAUAUGAAACUUAAUGGAUGCAAUGUUUUAUAAGAUUCACCUUGAUUUUGUAAAUAAAGUCAUUUAAAUCAUUUAAAAUGUAUUU
Acanthopagrus latus (yellowfin seabream) is the source of this 3197-nucleotide messenger RNA. Its product is annotated as thymic stromal cotransporter homolog. The record is from RefSeq and is a predicted model, not a curated record. The transcript has 7 exons. Gene Ontology annotation, molecular function: transmembrane transporter activity. Gene Ontology annotation, cellular component: membrane. Lineage: Eukaryota; Metazoa; Chordata; Actinopteri; Spariformes; Sparidae. Gene Ontology annotation, biological process: transmembrane transport. The coding region runs from base 574 to 1911 and encodes 445 amino acids.